AUGCGCCCGGGUGCCCAGCGCCCGGAUGCCAAGUGGACAGUAUUUAUCGGUGCCUUGCACGGGAUGAUCACGGCUGAGGCCCUAUGUGCUAUAAUGAACGACCUCUUCGGAAAUGUAGUCUUCUCUGCGCUAGAUACAGACAAGUACAAGUAUCCCAUAGGUUCAGGUCGAGUGUCCUUCUCUAGCCAUAAAAGUUACAUGCGUGCAGUCACGGCCAACUUUGUGGACGUCAGAACUCCAAAGUUCAGUAAAACUAUCCAGAUUGACCCAUAUCUAGAGGAUUCGGUGUGCAAUCACUGUAAUGUCUACCCAGGUCUAUACUUCUGUCGUGCUCUCGACUGCUUUCAGUACUUUUGCCCAAGCUGCUGGCAACUCUGGCACAAUUCGGCCGAGCUACUCUACAACCACAAGCCUUUACGCCGAACGAUUAAACCAAUAACUGAGCGCAGUUAA
Molecule: messenger RNA, 453 nt
Organism: Protopolystoma xenopodis
Lineage: Eukaryota; Metazoa; Platyhelminthes; Monogenea; Polystomatidea; Polystomatidae
Source: the annotation of a GenBank genome assembly